AUUUGUAAUUUUGUAACUUCUAGUCCACCCUACUCGUCCCUCCCCGUCGCAAUCCUUUAGAAUUUAGCCCCUCCUGUCACGGCGGUUGGACAAAUUAGUCCGUCCUUAUCCACCGGAGACCUUUCUUCUGUACUGUUCACCGUCCUUCAUAUAAUCCCCUCCAUUAACCCAGCUCAGUGGACAAAUUAAAGAACAAGUCUUUAGUCACUAAUCACUGAUUAAACGAACUAAUCACUUCUUUAAUCAAAUCCCACCAGCAAAAAGAUCAUUUUCUCUUUCAUUUUCUGUCCUUUUCCCUCACUUUCGUUCCAACCAAACAGAAAACACAUGCUAACAAGCACCCACCUUUCAUCCUUCAUCUCGAAAACCCAGCAGGAUUAGCCCGUUUUGGAAUCUGGGUCGGUGGGAUUUUUUUGUUUUUUUUUUUGGAUUCUGGUCCGGAAGUUUGUGAAUUUUGAAAAAUGAAGAAGCUCAAGAGCUACUACUCCCAUCUGAGGCACCACCAGACAAUUGAGCUCAAAUGGAUCUUCCCCUUGGCGAUUGGCUCCAUUGUCUCCCUCUUCCUCCUCUUCCUCACCACCCUGACGUGGUCCGGCGGCACACCGCUGCUCCCCUUCUACCGCUCCUUCUCCAUCUCCAGCUCCGUCUUCAUAGAAUCCAAGCUCCACCCGAUUCCCGUCUCCUCCCUCCCGCCGCCGCCGCGCUUCGCCUACUUCAUCUCCGGCUCCAUCGGCGAUGGCAACAUGCUGAAGCGGACCCUCCAGGCCCUCUACCACCCGCACAACCGCUACGUCGUCCACCUGGACCUCGAGUCGCCGCCCAAGGAGCGGACUGAUCUGCAGAAUUACGUUUCUACCCACCCCGUUUUUAUCAGGUUUGGGAAUGUGAAGAUGAUCAGCAAGGCCAAUCUCGUCACUUACAGGGGCCCGACUAUGGUGGCCAACACCCUCCACGCGGCCGCCAUUUUGCUGAGGGAGGGCGGCGAUUGGGAUUGGUUCAUCAAUCUCAGCGCUUCUGAUUACCCACUUGUUACUCAGGAUGAUCUGCUGCACACGUUCUCAUACUUGCCGCGGGAUCUUAAUUUCAUCGAUCAUACGAGCAACAUUGGAUGGAAAGAGUAUCAAAGAGCGAAACCGAUAAUUGUGGAUCCGGGUUUGUAUAUGACCAAGAAAGCUGAUGUUUUUUGGGUUACACAGCGAAGGAGUGUGCCAACAGCUUUCAAACUUUUUACAGGUUCUGCUUGGAUGGCACUUUCAAAGCCUUUUGUUGAUUACUGCAUAUGGGGCUGGGACAACCUACCUCGAACUGUUCUCAUGUACUACGCAAACUUUGUAUCGUCCCCGGAGGGAUACUUUCACACUGUCAUCUGUAAUGCUCAAGAGUUCCGCAACACAACUGUGAAUAGUGACCUACAUUUUAUAACGUGGGACAACCCUCCCAAGCAACAUCCUCACCACCUAAACCUUGCAGAUAUGCAAAGGAUGGUCGACAGCAAUGCUCCCUUUGCAAGAAAGUUUCGCCAAGAUGAUCCAGUGCUUGACAAAAUUGAUUCUGCGUUAUUGUUUAAGGGUCCUGGCAUGCUUGUUCCUGGUGGUUGGUGCAUAGGAAAAAGGGACAAUGGGUCCGAUCCAUGCUCUGAUAUUGGCAGUACCACAAUCCUCAGGCCUACCCCUGGAGCAAAAAGGCUCGAGGUUUUGAUCAGCUCUCUAUUGUCCAAUGAGAAAUUCCGACCAAAACAGUGCAAAUGACAAGAACUCAAAACUGCUUGUUUAAGCUGGUUGAAGUGCUUCCCCGCGCCAGUUCAGUUAGUUUACAAUUGACAAUGGAAUACAGCAUGAUCAGGGAAAUGGUAUUCAAUAUGGUUGGAAGACGAGAUGGCUGAAUGUAUGCACAUACUUCCGAUGAGCUGUAGUGCUUCCUGCUAUAGUGGCAUGGUAUGUAUCAUUGAUUUAUAGGUUAGCCCACCAUUUCCCAUUUACCUUUUUUUCGUUCUAAAAUUUUUGGAUACUGUAUUUCUCAUGGUCCGGGCAUGUCGUAUGCUGCAGUAAAAUGUGUCUUGAAAUGAUGACGGGAGUGUAAGAACUGCUGGAAAGAUGUACAUUUGAAAGAGGAAAUCUAAAGAAAACUUGUCUCUGA
Molecule: messenger RNA, 2136 nt
Organism: Malus domestica (apple)
Lineage: Eukaryota; Viridiplantae; Streptophyta; Magnoliopsida; Rosales; Rosaceae
Product: beta-glucuronosyltransferase GlcAT14B
Cellular component (GO): membrane
Molecular function (GO): glucuronosyltransferase activity
Source: RefSeq, a predicted model, not a curated record